AGAAGACGACAAAGAUGCGUAUACUCUUGAUCAUGUCUUGUUUUGUAUUCAUCAUUGAGUUCAUGACUUCCUGAUCCACUUGUACAACUCUAUCCUCAGUUGCAGAUCAGUUCUUGAUCUCUCGAGAAGUAUCCAAACAUGGGCAGCAGAGAAAACAUAGAAGCAGGAGAGUUAUCAAGUCCUCUGCUUGAUGUCGCCGGCGGACGGAACAGCGGCGGCGAUGACAGUGGUGGAAGUAGUAGAAGUAAGCAAAGUGGAGGUGGCAGUGAAAAUCCUUCAGCCACGAGUAUGGUUGUGCUCAGCACCUUGGUUGCCGUAUCCGGUUCCUUUGUUUUUGGGUCUGCUGUGGGAUAUUCUUCACCUGCUCGGUCAGGAAUCAUGUAUGAUUUGGAUCUCUCUGUAGCUGAGUACUCGGUUUUUGGUUCAAUAUUGACUAUUGGAGCGAUGAUAGGGGCAGUAGUGAGUGGGAGAAUGGCAGAUUACAUAGGUAGAAGAGGUACUAUGGGAUUUUCACAGCUAUUCUGCAUAUUUGGAUGGCUAGCUAUAGCUCUUUCUAAGGUUGCUUGGUGGGCUGAUCUUGGAAGACUAUUGGUAGGAUGUGGAAUGGGGCUUUUAUCUUAUGUGGUGCCUAUAUACAUAGCAGAGAUAACACCCAAGGAUCUGCGAGGAGCAUUUACAACAGUUCAUCAGUUGAUGAUAUGUUGUGGUGUCUCACUAACAUAUCUCAUUGGAGCUUUUGUGAACUGGCGAGCUUUGGCACUUGUUGGAAUUAUUCCUUGUGCUGUGCAAGUUUUAGGUCUCUUCUUUAUUCCAGAGUCUCCUAGAUGGCUGGCAAAAAUUGGUCAGGAGAAAGAGAGUGAAGCUGCCCUCCAGCACCUUAGGGGCAAGAUUGCUGAUACUUCUGGAGAAGCAGCUGAGAUAAGAGAUUAUACAGAAAGUUUAAAGCAUUUCUCAGAAGCAAGCAUUCUUGACUUAUGUCAGAGAAGAUAUGCUCGUUCCCUCCUUGUUGGAGUUGGACUGAUGGUACUGCAACAGUUUGGAGGGGUUAAUGGCAUUGCUUUCUAUGCAAGUACCAUAUUCAUUUCAGCUGGGUUUUCAGAUAGUAUAGGGACUAUAGCUAUGGUUGUUGUUCAGAUUCCAAUGACAGCUACGGGCGUUAUGUUGAUGGACAAAGCAGGUAGACGUCCACUUCUUCUGGUAUCUUCAGCAGGAACAUGCUUAGGUUGCUCCUUUGUGGGAUUGUCAUUCUUAUUGCAGGACCUUCAAGGAUGGACUCAGGUCUCUCCCAUUUUCGCUCUUGUUGGCGUACUGGUAUAUACAGGAUCAUUCUCAUUAGGCAUGGGAGGAAUUCCUUGGGUAAUAAUGUCAGAGAUAUUUCCUAUAAACAUGAAAGGCUCAGCUGGAAGCCUGGUGACAUUGGUCAGCUGGUUAGGUUCAUGGAUUAUAUCAUAUGCAUUUAAUUUCCUAAUGGAUUGGAAUUCAGCAGGGACAUUCUUCAUGUUUUCGAGCAUAUGUGGAGUAACUGUUCUGUUUGUUGCAAAGCUUGUACCGGAGACAAAGGGCCGAACACUUGAAGAAAUACAAGCUUCUAUGAAUCAGUCUUCUGUGAAACGAUAAAUGGUGUACGCACUGAUCAUGGUGACAAAUUCCUGGUGACUGUUGUUAAAUAGUAAAAGGGCUAUCUAAAAUCUUGGUGACCCCUAUUCAAGUACAACAUGGCUCUAUCAAUAUUCAGCUAUCUCUAUUACAACUGUAGCAUGUAAUCCUUUGUGGCAGAUGUACUUGGUCCAAUGUAUUUCACCUGUUUAUGUUUUAACUUGUAACUUGUUAUCGUAGUAGGGCAGUGUAGAAAGUGGGGGAAUAGAAGAGUUUUAUGUUGCCAUAUCAAUUCAAACUA
Messenger RNA from Argentina anserina (silverweed cinquefoil), 1897 nucleotides. RefSeq names its product sugar transporter ERD6-like 5. Lineage: Eukaryota; Viridiplantae; Streptophyta; Magnoliopsida; Rosales; Rosaceae. The transcript is spliced from 18 exons. Gene Ontology annotation, biological process: carbohydrate transport; transmembrane transport. Gene Ontology annotation, molecular function: sugar transmembrane transporter activity. Bases 139 to 1617 code for a protein of 492 amino acids. Gene Ontology annotation, cellular component: membrane. The record is from RefSeq and is a predicted model, not a curated record.